Messenger RNA from Bombina bombina (fire-bellied toad), 977 nucleotides. It is a transcript of the gene SPATA17, whose product is annotated as spermatogenesis associated 17. The transcript has 8 exons. The record is from RefSeq and is a predicted model, not a curated record. The coding region runs from base 10 to 927 and encodes 305 amino acids. Gene Ontology annotation, biological process: mitotic cell cycle; spindle organization; establishment of meiotic spindle localization. Gene Ontology annotation, molecular function: protein binding. NCBI's taxonomy places the organism in Eukaryota, Metazoa, Chordata, Amphibia, Anura, Bombinatoridae. Gene Ontology annotation, cellular component: spindle pole.
CUGCAUAAAAUGAUGACGGUAAUCCAGAAAUGGUGGCGUGGUUAUCAAGCAAGAAAACAUUUCAGGAUCCAGGUGAAGACAGCGUACUUUAUUAUGAAGAUGAAUUUCUACAAUGAAAUGGCUGUCAGGAUUCAGAGAAGAUGGCGAGGCUAUUAUGUCCGAAAAUACGUACACAAUUACUAUACCUUGAAGAAGUAUUUGGAGGGCUUGGCCCUAAAAAAUGAAAUUGUCAGAAAGGAACUCAAUGAUAUUGCCCAAAUAAAGGAAAAAGAAAACUUAAAAAAAGACUUUGAAAUGAAAGAAAAAAGAAAGGAUUACCAAGCUAGAAAAAUGCAUUACCUCCUCAGCACUAAACAGGUUCCAGGUGUGUUCAACUCGCCCUUCAAACAGUAUCCAGAUGAGAUGGAAUUUCGCCUUGAAAGGUCAAAGCCGCUAAGCCAUAAGAAACAUCAAAAGCAAACUGAUAAAAGUGUGGAAAUUGCUGACUGGUCAGAUUGUAGACAUCCAUUUCUUUUCUCGUCAGUACCACCUCUUCCACCAAUUGACAAAAAUAAACCACAGGGACCAUUCCGUGAUACUGCUGAGGUUUUGCAGCAGCGCUACAAACCUUUGGAACCAACCUUGCGGGUUGCAACAUCAAUUAAUUCAGAGCAAGAAGCCAGAGAAAAGAUCAAAAGGGAGGAAUGGUGUAAACGCAUCCAGGACAAAAUAUUUUUUCCAUUUUCUUCUUUGCACAAAACCAAAACUUAUGAGCCAUCACUUCAUACAUCAACUGAUUACAAGAAAAUGCCGUAUGGAACAUUAGGUUUUCGGGAAGAACAGCAGGAAAGAAGAAUAUCAAACAAGGACUUCAAAACAGUCUUCACGCCAAUUACACUUUUCGAUAAAUAUGGCCGCACAUAUUCCAAGGCUGGAGAAGCAGUUUAACUCUUCUUAUGCUGACGAAAAACAGGGACGCUCAAUAAGAAGAAUGUGAG